Messenger RNA from Mytilus trossulus (common blue mussel), 2779 nucleotides. RefSeq names its product leucine-rich repeat-containing protein 43-like. The transcript has 19 exons. Gene Ontology annotation, molecular function: protein binding. The record is from RefSeq and is a predicted model, not a curated record. Bases 91 to 2469 code for a protein of 792 amino acids. Lineage: Eukaryota; Metazoa; Mollusca; Bivalvia; Mytilida; Mytilidae.
CUAGCAGCGGAAGAAGCACUUGGCGUCAAAAUGGACGUUCUGGUUGCCAUCCAAAAGUUUUCCACAUUUUGAGAUUUUAUAUAUGUUAAAAUGACGACUGUAGAGCCAAACCGCGCAUUUUUUGCAUUUGAAACACAACUAAAAACGUUGUGUUUGAAAGAAUUUCCAUGUGGAGGUGGAUCUUGGAGAGAAACAAAGACAAAGAAUCUUAAAAAACUAAAAACAAAAGAUGAUGUUGAAAGCAAAUAUUCCAUAACACUUAAAGAUUUUGGAGCUGAACAUGAAAAGACUGAAACUUUACAAGAAUAUGUUGGAUCAAAAUUAUCUCCAUGGAAUUUGGACUACAGCUGGAGCGAGGAAGCAAAACAAUUGAGAGAAAUUGCAGUCAAGUCACCAUGGCUUAUAGAUGAUAAUUUUAUACUUAGUCAUUUUAAGACUUUAAGAAUUGUAGAUAAACAAGUAGCAGAAGUAGACAAAGCACUAUUAAAGUUUAGAAAUUUAGAAGAACUGACCUUAAGUGCCAACAAGCUUGUAACAGUAAAUACCAAAAAUCUUCCUCUUUCUUUAAGGGUGCUAGAAUUAUGUGCAAAUCAGAUCAGCGAUUUGUCAGCCCUGUGUGUCAGACCACCAUUACUUAUUCAUCUGGGACUUGGAAUGAACAAAAUAUCCUUUAUGGGAGAUUAUCUGACUGGUGAUUAUUGGCCAAAUCUUUUGUCUUUGGACCUCAGUCAUAAUAAUUUAAGUGAUUUACUAGAUGUUGUAAGAAAGCUUGGAACAUUACCAAAGUUACGGAAUUUGAUAUUGCAAGGCAAUCCAUUAGCAUUAAUAGCUGGUUACCGUGGAUAUACAAUAGAUAGUUUGAGAAAGUUGAAUAUUUUAGAUGAUAUAAUGAUUUCUGCAGAUGAAAAGCACCACUAUAAAGGACUGGCAAGACGGAGAGAAUAUAUACUUGAUGAAGCCAAAGUAACAUUAGAAGUAGGAUAUAUCAAAGGUGUUCCCAUGCCAGAUGAAAUUAAGAACCCUGAUGACCAACCAGAUUAUCCAAUUGUAGAAAGAAAAUACCUUGUACAGUUUAUGUUCCUGGCUGAAACUGUCAGUAAACCUGAAGUUAUGCACAUACCCCAUGAUGAGUUAGAAAUGCCAGGUUUAGGUGGAGAGUCACCCAUGCCCAGUGGGGACCAGUCAACUUAUUCUGGAAUGCCUAAUGGGACAAUAUUGAAAUCUAAGUCUAAAACAAAAAAUGGAAAGAAGACAAGUCCAGCCAUUGCAGAAGAGGAUGAAGGAACUGACAUGAGUUUUAUGGAAACGGCUAAAAAUGUCAAUUUCACCGCAGAACCUGAGGUUGUUAUCGCCAGGGAACCUACAACUGAAUUAGAAAAAUUAGAAGAACAAGACCAAUCUGUAUGUCAGUCAACUCCAGUUCCUGGGCAGCGUGAAGGAGGGGGUUCUCCUGACAAGGAACAACAUAAAGAAGAAGCAGAUGAUGUCAUAAAAGAAAGUCCAUUGAAUUCAGGAAUGGGACCCUGGUCUGAGAACAUCCAAUUAGACUGGUCCCAAGUGGUAAUAAGGGAUGAUCUUUUGGGCCUCAGAAACUUUUUCAAACAAGGAAUGAAUAUCAUGGUCAUGGAAGAAAUGGUUCACUGCACACCUGAUUCUACUGUUGGAUCUGCUGUAUCUAAAUCAGCAUCAGCCAAAGAUAAAAAGGUUCUGUGUACACCCGCUGAUGAGACACCCGAUCUCACUUCUCCUUCAGGACAGAAAAAAGAUAAAAAGAAAGACGAAAAGAAAGAGGAGAAAAAAGAUUUAAAAGGAAAAGAUGACAAGGGAAAAGGAGGAAAGAAGAAGAAAGAACCAGAGAUGGAGUUAAAACGUGGACCACCAUCAUAUACAACACUUGCUAACUUCCAUAUCCCUAUGGAAGAGUUUUUAGAAGGAGAGUAUGAAUUUAAAACAGUGUUUAAGAAAGAUGGCGCUGAACUGGCAGCAGAAUUGUCUGGUGGACCAAAAGGGACAGAAACUGAUAAAAAGGAUGGAAAGAAAGAUAAAGAUAAAAAGAAUAAACCAGGAUCUUCUAAGAAAGACAAAGGAAAAGCAGGUCGAUCGAGUAGAAACACAUCAGCAGGAAGUAAAGCAAGUGUUAACAGCAACAAAAAGGAUAGUGCUAAAAGUUCUACUAAGAGUGUAACAUUUAAGAAAGAUGUGAAGGGAAAGGAACUAAAAAGAUCAGACAGUUCUGAUAAAGACAGCCGAAGAGCUAGUGUUGCAGGGAAAGGAAAGGAUGGCAAAGAUUCAAAGGGUGGCCCUAAAGGUAAAGGAGGAGCUCUGGUAGAAGAAGACAUCGAGGAAAUACCUCCACCACCUCCUCUUGAAGUUGAGGUCAAGGUCAGGUUACAUCACUGGAAAACAGCUAUAGAUUCGUUAAAGGAUGAGGAAGAAAAGAAUAAAAAUAUUGAAGAACAACAAAUUUAAUUAAAGAACUGAAUUGACACAAAAGCAUGCUAUUUAAAACAUGCAAAUUCAUAAAAAAUUGUAGUUGAUAAUCAUACAGCAUAUUCAUUCAUUAUUUUAACCUAUUUUAUUUUGCGCAUCAGGAUUUAUAAAAACCCAAUUAAUUUAAAGCUUUAUUACAUAGCAAUGAAAGUGAACAGUGAAUCUUUGAAAGGCUUUCACAAUAUUGUGUUUGGAUGCAUGAGAUAUACUAUGUAACUUAGAAAUAUUCUUUUCUAAAAUAUGACGACUCUUCAAUAUGUUUUGUAAUUUAAUAAAAGAUAACACUUAA